AUUUACCUACUGAAACGGACUCGAUGCGCAUGCGUGCGGUUUGAGUGCAUGGAGGCUGAGUGAAGCUGAGAGUGAGAGGAUAUUUACACGUUUAUUUAAAGGCGGUCAUGCCACCAGGUGCCCUGUAGGACCGCAGCGGUUGUGCUGGAUAUGUGCCGCCCCGAGUGCUUGGAUCUAAUAAGGAGAUAUCCAAAGAAGGCCUCUCGCAGCUUGCUGGCUGAGUUACUCACCUCACUGGCUGGAUUUUUAGUUUUAUAAACAAAACUUCAACUUCAACACGUCCGGAUAUGAAAAUAGCCGUUGAAGGCUGCUGCCAUGGCGAACUGGACAAGAUAUAUGAGACCAUCGGCUACCUGGAGCGCAAGGAAGGCGUUAAGGUGGACCUGCUGUUGUGCUGCGGGGACUUCCAGGCUGUGCGGAACGAGGGAGACAUGAAGUGUAUGGCCGUGCCUGCAAAGUACCGGCAGAUGCAGACGUUUUACAAGUACUACUCUGGAGAGAAGAAAGCUCCCGUCCUCACCAUCUUCAUCGGUGGAAACCAUGAAGCUUCUAACCAUUUGCAAGAGCUUCCUUAUGGAGGCUGGGUGGCCCCCAAUAUAUACUACUUAGGCUAUGCUGGCGUUGUUCGCUACAAAGGCAUAAGAAUCGGCGGCCUGUCUGGAAUCUUCAAAUCCCACGAUUACAGGAAAGGACACUAUGAGUUCCCACCGUACAGCCAGGAAACCCUGCGCAGUGUCUACCACGUUAGGAACAGUGAUGUUUUCAAACUGAAACAGAUCCGGAUGCCCAUGGAUGUGUUUAUGACCCACGACUGGCCGCGGGGCAUCUACCACUAUGGCAGCACGGACGAGCUGCUGCGGAAGAAGCGGUUCUUGCGUGAGGAAGUGGAGUCCGGCAUACUGGGCAGCCCAGCUGCCGCUGACCUGCUCCAGCACCUGCAGCCCAGCUACUGGUUCUCUGCACAUCUGCACGUCAAAUUCGCCGCCCUGGUGCAGCAUGAGGCCAAAGGGAACACCUCUCCUAAAACCACCAAGUUCCUCUCUCUAGACAAGUGUCUUCCAUAUAGAGACUUCCUUCAGAUAGUGGAGGUGGCGGACAGACCCGGCUCCUCUGAACAGCUGGAGUAUGACCCAGAAUGGCUGGCCAUCUUGAAGGCCACGGACCACCUCCAGAAACCCUCGUCCAGCAUGUGGCACCCCCCGGAGAAUAACGGCCUUCACACAAGGUGGGACUACAGUGCUUCGGAGGAGGCCAUGAUGGAGGUGGUCAGCGACUUGAAUGGUGAGCUGAGCAUCCCGGAGAAUUUCAGCCAGACGGUGCCCCCGUAUGACCCCACUCGCCCUCAGCCAAACACAGCCCCCGCCUACUCCACCAACCCCCAGACCACCGAACUGUGCGCUACCCUCAGCCUCACAGACAUCUACGUCCUGGCCAGCCAGGGUGGCCGGGGCACUGCAGCGGAGGAGGGUGCGGCCACCGAGGAGGAGGAAGACGACGAGGACAACCAGAGCACGGGUAGCGUGGAAGAACCCAGCGAGUAUCCCACCGACACCUCGGGUCUCUCCAGCUCCUACAACCCUGACGAGAUCACCAUCGAGGACGAAUGGGAUGAAGAAGAAGGUGAGGAAGAAGAGAAAGGGUCAGAUGCAGUGGUCCCGGAGGCUCCGGAUGGAGCUCGGGACAGCGACAGGGACAGCAGCCCGCCGCGAGAGGCCGCAGGCCGGCUUAUCCUACCACCCCCUCGCACCGAAUCAGAAACGGAGGACGUGCUGCCUUCACCUUUGGCUCUCAGGCUUCCUCCACCGUCCGGCUCCACGCCGUCCUCCUCCACUGGGCUCUCACAGACGAGCUCGGAGGAAGAGGGCGGUGCCCCCCCAGCUAGAGUCCCCAAACGCUGCAGUGGGGAGGCCAAAGGCACCCAGAGCCCCUCAGGCGGCACACCCAGAAUCAAACGACGCAACCAGAGCAUCUACACAGCGGUGGAAGACGAGGAGAGUUAGUUACAGAUGUCAUUGCUGUGUGUUUGCAUUAGUGCUUCUUAAUCUAAUCCUCAAGGCGCCUCAGCAGGUCCACAUGUUUGCUUUGUUUACGAUACGAUCCCAGCAGUUAUUCAGGAGGACUUUAGUAGAAAAUUCAAAUUUAAACCAUUUUCACACUAUAUUAGUCACCAGGCUAAUGUAGCUAAUAAAUAAUCUAAGACUUUCUUUUACAUUAGUACAACGGCAUUUUAGGGCCACUGGAAAAAAAGACAUAAAUAAAAUACUUCGAAAAUAAAGUCGGAAUAUUUCAAUAAUAGUCAUAAAGUUACAAGAAUAAACUCGUGAUAUUUGGAGGAUAAAGUGGGCUAAUUGUAGGGGGGCUGCUAUCAUGCGUUGGGGCCUCGGUUGCUUUACUGGAGAGGAUGAAGACGGCGAGCGUGCCGGAGUUCCACUCCUUCGGGAUCGAUCAUUUUGAUUACCAUUCUCAGUGUCUCCUGUGAGACUACAUGCCCUCUUCGAAUGGCACAGAGAUGUAGCCACUGAUAGCCGUGUAGACGGUCACUGUCUGCGAUUCUCCUUCAACAGAACAGACAGACAGUUUCCAGACAGAGUCGGUCUAGAUCUUUACUCUAAAUAAACACAGUUUCCUGCUCAGCCAUUUCAGCCGUUUCUUAUACUAAUAACAGGCUGGUGCUGACGUGCCAGCAGACUGAGUGUUUCUUUAUGGGUGAAAGUGAUACGAAAGUAUAACACUACCAACUCAACACCCCUCAUUUUAACACAAAACCUUUUGGCCAUAAUAUUGCAACUUUUCCUGGUAAUAUACUCUAAUGUCGUAAUUCUGCAACUUUAUUCUCAAAAUUUUAUGUUUUUAUUAUCAAACUUUUAUGCCCUUUUUUUGAAAUACUAUGAUUUUAUUCUAGAAAAUACGACUUCAUUCUCGAGGUCUAUUAUUAUUAUUAUUAUUUUUAUUUUAUUUUUUUUAAACAGUGGCCCUAAAACGCUGUCAGACAUUAGCUACAUAGCUCCAGUGUAAAGCUUCAAAAAAGCAAACUUGAGACACUAAACUUGUCUCCAUUUAGCUUAAUGGAGAAAAUUUGGGUGUAAAUUUGAGUUUUCACCAAAAUGUUUAUUUUAUAACCUGGUUCAGGUGUGUUGAGACUAAAAAUGUGAAUGAUCUGUAGAGCCCUGACGACUGGUUUAAGAACCACUAGUAUUCUUUAAUUUAUAGACCAAAACAUGAUUUUUUCAGUAUGAUAAGUUUAUAUCAUCUGUGUUUUUGGUUUUGACUUUUUAAAUGAGGGUUUUUGCAUUUAAGAAUAAUUGACUUUAACUGUUUAAAGUCUUUAGCAAAAACCCACUGAUGAUAAAAGGUUUUAGACUAUAAUCAUCAAAGCCACCAUUCUGAUUUUUUUUUUUUUCUCCUGCCAUACUUUCGGUUUGUCUUCACAUGUAUUCACUCUUGUAGUCUUUCGUAUAUCAUCGUCAGGUUUAUCUCCUACGAUAAACAUUUAGUCGUUGAUUCAUUUGUUCACAUCUUUAUACUACAAAGUUUCUCAUGUUUGUUUUUUUUAAUUUGAGAAAGAAAUUCUAAACUGUGCUGAAAGUUUUUGAUGUCUUAUUUUCCUUUUUUUAAACGGGACAUGAUCUCAGUUCGAUUUGUACGCUUGCAGUGAUAUUAAAGAACAAAGAUCGCUGUACA
Messenger RNA from Colossoma macropomum (tambaqui), 3681 nucleotides. RefSeq names its product debranching RNA lariats 1 (gene dbr1). Bases 288 to 2000 code for a protein of 570 amino acids. The transcript has 9 exons. Gene Ontology annotation, biological process: mRNA splicing, via spliceosome. The record is from RefSeq and is a predicted model, not a curated record. NCBI's taxonomy places the organism in Eukaryota, Metazoa, Chordata, Actinopteri, Characiformes, Serrasalmidae. Gene Ontology annotation, molecular function: RNA lariat debranching enzyme activity. Gene Ontology annotation, cellular component: nucleus.